GCUCUAAGCUGCCUGCUUCUGCACAGUUGCUUGGCGCUAAAUUUUCAUUUCUCUGACUGGUGCCAAAGAACAUCUGCACCUAGAGUUGUAAGGCAAAAUUGAUUGACAGGUGCAAUGCCUUGCCCAUCGAAAUUGGACGACUUGGUUUUCUUUGUGAAUGGGAGAAAGGUAAGUGAUAGGAAUGUGGACCCAGAAGUCACUCUGCUGACCUUCCUACGAAAGAACUUACGCCUCACAGGAACCAAGUACGCCUGUGGAGGAGGAGGGUGUGGGGCCUGCACUGUGAUGGUGUCGAAGCGUGACCCUCUGUCCGUGAAGAUCAGACACUUCUCCAUUACUGCGUGCCUGGUGCCCAUCUGCUCUCUGACAGCUGCUGUCACCACCAUGGAAGGUGUUGGAAGCAUCAACACCAGACUUCACCCAGUGCAGGAGAGGAUCGUCAAGAGCCACGGCACCCAGUGUGGGUUCUGCACCCCUGGGAUGGUGAUGUCCAUGUACACGCUGCUUAGGAACCACCCGCAGCCCUCAGAGGAACAGCUCGUGGAAGCCCUGGGAGGUAAUCUGUGCCGCUGCAUCGGGUAUCGGCCAAUUCUCGCGAAUGGAAGGACCUUCUGUGUGGAGUCAAAUGGCUGUCAACAGAAAGGAACAGGAAAAUGCUGCUUGGAUCCUGGAGGAAAUGAUUCUUCCUCACUCCGCAGGGAAAGUGACAUUUGCACAGAGUUAUUUGCAGAAGAUGAGUUCCAGCCCUUGGACCCUACCCAGGAGCUCAUAUUUCCCCCAGAACUCUUGAGAAUGACAGAGAAGCCAGAAAAACAAACCCUGACCUUUUGUGGAGAGAGGGUUACCUGGAUCUCCCCUGGCACCCUCAAGGAUCUCCUGGAGCUAAAAGCCAAACAUCCUGAAGCCCCUCUCAUCUCGGGCAACACCUCAAUGGGACCUGCAAUGAAAUAUCAAGGACACUUUCACCCAAUUCUCCUCUCUCCUGCUAGGAUUUCUGAGCUCAGUAUGGUAUCCAAAACAAGGGAUGGACUGACAAUAGGUGCUGGCUGCAGUCUGGCCCAAGUAAAAGACAUUUUGGCUGAGCGAGUUUCCGAGCUUCCAGAGGAGAAAACUCAGACAUACCGAGCCCUCCUGAAGCACCUGAAGAGUCUGGCAUGCCAGCAGAUCCGGAAUACGGCAUCCUUAGGGGGACAUAUUAUAAGCUGGCACUGCUAUUCGGAUCUGAAUCCAAUUUUGGCUGUGGGCAACGCUACCCUCAAUCUGCUGUCAGAAGAAGGUACGCACCAGAUUCCUCUAAACGAACAUUUUCUUGCCGGGUUGGCAAGUGCAGACCUUAAGCCAGAGGAAAUUUUGGAAUCUGUGUACAUCCCUCACUCUCAAAAGUGGGAAUUUGUGUCAGCCUUCCGACAGGCUCAGGGCCAGCACAAUGCCUUGGCCGACGUGAGUGCUGGCAUGCGGGUCCUCCUCAAGGAAGGCACAGACACCAUUGAGGACCUGAGCGUCUCCUACGGAGGGGUUGGGGCCGCCGCGGUCAGCGCACAGAAAUCCUGCCAGCAGCUUGUGGGGAGGCCCUGGAAUGAGCUGACGCUAGAGGAAGCUUGCAGGCUGCUUCUGGAAGAAGUCUCCCUCCCAGGCUGGGCUCCAGGGGGCAAAGUGGAAUUCAAGAGGACUCUGGUGGUCAGUUUCUUCUCCAAAUUCCUGGAAGUUCUGCAGGAACUGAAGAAGCUAGGAAAGCUGAUGCCUGACAGCCAUCAUUAUCCUGAAAUUUCAGACCAAUUCCUAAGUGCUCUAGAAGAUUUCCCUGUCACAGGACCCCAGGGAGUCCAAAGGUACCAGAGUGUGGAUUCUCACCAAUCCCUCCAAGACCCAGUUGGACGUCCCAUCAUGCACCUAUCAGGUCUUAAACAUGCUACAGGUGAAGCCAUAUUUUGUGAUGACAUUCCAAUGGUGGAUAGAGAACUUUUCAUGGUGUUGGUGACCAGUACCAAAGCCCAUGCAAAAAUCAUAUCAAUUGAUUGGUCUGAGGCCCUUGAACUACCUGGGGUGGUUGAGGUGAUAACAGCUGAGGACAUUCCAGGCACCAAUGGGACUGAGGAUGACAAGCUGAUGCCUGUAGAUGAGGUGCUUUGCGUGGGCUACAUCAUCUGUGCUGUGGUUGCAGAGACAGACGUACAGGCAAAGAGUGCAACUGAAAAGAUAAAGAUCACCUAUGAAGAUCUGGAGCCAGUAAUCUUGACCAUCAACGAUGCCAUAAAGCACAACUCAUUCCUAUGCCCUGAAAAAAAACUUGAACAAGGAAACGUUGAGGAGGCAUUUGAAAAAGCUGAUCAAAUUAUUGAAGGAGAGGUCCAUGUUGGAGGACAGGAACAUUUUUACAUGGAAACACAAAGUGUGCUUGUUAUUCCGAAGGCAGAGGACGAAGAACUGGACAUUUAUGUGUCAACACAGGAUCCAGCCCACGUGCAGAAAACAGUGUCCUUUACUUUAAACAUCCCCAUCAAUAGGAUCACCUGUCACGUCAAACGGGUGGGUGGAGGUUUUGGUGGGAAAAUAGGAAGACCAGCCGUAUUUGGAGCUAUUGCAGCUGUGGGCGCUAUCAAAACUGGUCAUCCCAUUCGUCUUGUUCUUGAUCAUGAAGAUGAUAUGCUAAUAACAGGGGGAAGGCACCCAUUACUUGGAAAAUAUAAAGUGGGAUUCAUGAACAACGGGCGAAUCAAAGCUCUGGAUAUUGAGCGCUUCAUUAAUGGAGGAUGAAUGCUGGAUGACUCUGAGCUGGUAACAGAAUUUCUCAUAUUAAAGCUGGAAAAUACAUAUAAAAUCCGCCACCUCAGGUUCCGGGGCUGUGCAUGCAUAACAAAUCUACCAUCUAAUACAGCCUUUCGUGGAUUUGGCUUCCCACAAGGAACCCUGAUAAGAGAAUCUUGCAUCACAGCUGUGGCAGCCAAAUGUGGCCUUCUGUCAGAAAAGAUUAGGGAGAAAAACAUGUACAAAAUAGUUGAUAAAACCAUCUACAAACAAGCGUUCAGCCCUGAGACCCUGAUCAGAUGUUGGAAUGAGUGUCUGGACAAGUCUUCCUUUCACAACAGGAGAAUGCAAGUGGAAGAGUUUAACAAGAAGAAUUACUGAAAGAAGAAAGGCAUGGCAAUCAUCCCCAUGAAGUUUUCAGUUGGUUUUGCUGCAACAAGCUAUCAUCAGGCAGCUGCUCUCGUUCAUAUCUACACAGAUGGCUCUGUACUGGUCACACAUGGAGGCAACGAACUGGGACAAGGUAUUCACACCAAAAUGCUGCAGGUGGCCAGCCGUGAAUUAAAAAUACCCAUGUCUUCUAUGCACAUCUGUGAAAAAAGUAUGGCCACGGUGCCCAACACCAUGGCUACCGCCACUUCCAUUGGUUCAGAUGUCAAUGGCAGAGCCAUGCAGAACGCUUGUCAGAUCCUUCUGAAAUGCCUUGAGCCCAUCAUUAAGAAAAAUCCAGAAGGUACGUGGGAAGACUGGAAAAUCAGAACAGACAUCGUCAUGGAUACAUGUUGCAGCCUAAAUCCCGCCAUUGAUAUUGAGCAGGUUGAAGUUUCCUUUAUUCAGGGAAUGGGCCUUUAUACCACUGAAGAGCUGAAAUAUUCCCCGGAAGGUGUUCUGUACUCUCGAGGCCCAGACGAGUACAAAAUUCCAACCAUCACUGAUGUCCCAGAGGAAUUCAAUGUCUCCCUGUUGCCAUCAUCACAAACCCCACCAACCAUCUAUUCAUCCAAGGGCCUGGGGGAGUCCGGGAUGUUCCUGGGCUCAUCUGUGUUCUUUGCCAUCACUGACGCGGUGGCCGCAGCAUGCAGGGAAAGAGACAUAGCUGAGGACUUCACAGUGAGGAGCCCAGCAACGCCAGAAUGGGUUCGAAUGGCCUGUGUAGAUCGGUUCACAGAGAUGAUCCCAAGAGAUGACCCAAAGACAUUUAAACCUUGGUCUAUCCCUAUAGCGUAACGUUGCUGUCAUUUCCUAAAAGGUAAGAUUAUUAAGCUGAAAGAAAAUUACUCAGAAAGAAAAAACAUCAGCCAGGCCAGUAGCUUUCAAACUGUUCUAAGGAAGUUUAGGAUUGCACAAAUGUAUAAAUCUAGUUUCUUUUUUUAAAAGAGUCUUUAUUCAUUUGAGACAGAGAGAGAGAGAAGGAGAGAAGGAGCAAGGGGAGGGGCAGAGGGAGAGGGAGAAGCAGGCUCCCCAGUGAGCAGGGCAUCCUGCCGCUCAGAACCCUGGGAUCAUGACCUGAGCCAAAGGCAGACCUUUAACUGACUGAGCCACCCAGGAGCCCCUCUAGUUUCAUUUUUAAAUCUUAUCCAACAUUUAAUUUUUUAACACUAAACAUGCAUGGCUUUGGAUGCUGACAAGGAAAGUCAAGGUAUUUUAUACAAGAAAAACAUAGCAGUUUUUCUUUUCAUUUUCUUCUCUUUUCUUUUUUAAAGAUUUUAUUUUUAGGUAAUCUCUAUACCCACCAUGGGGCUCGAACUCAUAACUCUGAGAUCAAGAGUCACAUGCUCCAUCAACUAAGCCAACCAGGUGUCCCGUUUUUCUUUUCAUCUUAAAAUAAAAUUUUAAAUGAGAAAGCUGGGAUGCCUGGGUGGCUCAGUCGGUUAAGCGGCUGCCUUCAGCUCAGGUCAUGAUCCUAGGGUCCUGCUCAGAGGGGAGCCUGCUUCUCCCCUGCCUGCCGCUCCCCCUGCUUGUGCUCUCUUUCUCUCUGACAAAUAAAUAAGUAAAAUCUUUAAAAUAAAUAAAUUAAUUAAAUUAAAUUAAAUGAGAAAGCUCUGGAUUAAGAUAUUUUAAAGAUCCGAUUCCCUGAUUCUUUUGAGAAUCAUUUAUAUCUUGAGUGCAAAACACCAAACUAAAAUCUAUUGCUUCCCACAUUUAUAAUUAAUUAGUGCUAUUUAAAAGAGGUAUCUAGUUGUAUUUGUUGAGUUCAACGGCUACAAUUUUAUAGUGCAGCUUAACACAAAACACAGAACACUGAAGGCUUUGGAGCAUGACCACCAAAACUGCCUGGGAAAUUUAUGCUGACAAAAAGAAACAUACUUUCCUUGUUGGAAAAUUAAACUGUUUUUCUGCACACUUACUGGGCAACAAUUUUUAGUGCUGAAAAUGAAAGCAGAGUCAAGAACUACAUCGUAGAUUCAGAGAAAAAAAUUUUUUUUCUUCAAACUCUAAUUUUCCAAUUAAAUGUCUAAAACAACCUGUGUAUUAACAGAUAUGUUUAAUUCCAUUGUGGUUUGUCACAUAAGAACUUGCAUUGAUAGUUCUGCUAUAUCAGACUAAAUAAUUGAUGAGAUUUUUGUUUCUCCUUUCACAGUAACAACACAAAUCAAAAUAGUCAACAUUUAAAAUUAUAUUUUAAAUUAUUAUAAAAUAGUAAUUAAAAAACAUACGCCCACGUAUAGAGGGCAGAAUAGUUAGCUCUUUAACUAUUCUCUCUCUCCCUACCUCUCUCUUUCCGUAUCAGAAUUAAAUGUGGAUAUGCUGGCAAAUUGCCUCUAAUCCCUGUAUAAAACAAGGCUUGUAAAGUGCACAGAAUUGUGCCUGACACUAGUACUCAAGGAAAGCCACACAUAUACACUCAGGUACGCUAAGCGCCAAACUUUAACAAAUGGGAGACAAUCAGUGAAUGAACUGGGCUGUCAAGUUUUUGUACAAACUUCAAAAUAAAGAACAUCCUCAGAGUGCAAGAGAAAUUUAAAAACCAAAAAUCAAAGCGAAACCAAAAAAAUCUCUUUUGCUACUUUACCACUUACAGCUAUUUAUGUGUCAGAAUUAUCUCCAUGCUGUGCAGUUAAAAAAAAAAAAAGGCAGAUAUAAGUUACAUUCUGAGUCUUUAACUGUCAUCCUUUACCCACAAUUUCAGAUUUUUGCUUUCUUCAAAGUAGCAUAAUUGUUCUCACAUAUUUGCUUUAUAAGCAAGUGUUAAACAUUGACCUUAUUAAAUCUGUACCGCACUAAAAUCAUGUGUGUGUGUGUUCCAUAACAUUUUAAACCUCUGCUAAAAAUGUGUGAAAAUCUCUGAGCUCAUCCAGCUUCUCAUUUAUUUUAUAAAUGAAGACAUGGAGGCCAAGGAAGAAUAAGAACUACCUAAAUGUGCUUAUUCAGAUCCAUAAAGCUUUACCAAUCCAAUUUUUCAACUAUUUAUUGUUUUCCUUAUAAGCAAAAGUUGGGGGAUUUGCACACUUUUAUAAUUAGUCUCUUUUCUUUUUUUUCCAGGUGUUUCAGUUUUUCACAAGUAAAAAGGUGGUUUGUUAAUCCAAACUGAUAUUCUUAUACUGUUAUGGAAAAAAGACACAAAUUUUAGAAACAUUAUUCAAGUCUGAUUAGGUUAAAGAUUAAUCACUAUUUAUAAAUUAUUUACUUAGACUUUCUAGGCUAGAGGCCACCAGACAAAUUUUGCAAUAUACACAAUAGCCAAGUUUAAGUUUGAUUUGUUUCUGAAGAUAUCAUGUAACUAUUGCUCUAAAAGCAAAUUGUGUCUUUCUGUGUCCAUCCAAUCUAACUGGACUAGUAAUGCAAGUUACAAACCUAUAAUGAAAGACACUUCUCAGCAAAUAAAUAUGUGAUUACUCUUCCCAAGGAUACGUUUGAUUUAGUGGUGACAGGUAGGAACACUACAAGAGUUCUGCAAGGUUUUGUUUUGUUCCUACUGUGAAUUAGCUGUGAGUCUGUGCAGGAGCAUCUGACAGCAAAGGAGUGGUAUUUUACUCAUGUAAGUCAGCUAUUCAACUGGUUAACAUUCUUUUGGAAUUUGGAGAUAAAAAGGCAAUGUAAAAACUAUUCAAUGUAUUAUCAUAAAACCCUUUAAUUGUUUGUCCUAGAAAACAUCUGAUCUAGUAGCAGUUUCAGAAAUACUUCCCUGCUCAGUUUCCCAUAUAUUGAAGGGAGUAACACAGAGCAAAAGAGUUCUAAAUUGUAAUCAUCCCAACGUUGUAGUUUAAAACAUGUGGGAUCCACCAAAUUCCAUUGAUCUGAGUUUUUGAGGCCAUCAGAGGAGGAGAAUAUGAAUUAGGCCUUAUUUGACCAGAAAGUCAGGAGGUAAACUGACACUCUGUCAGCCAGAGUUUGCAUGAUGAAGUCACCAAGCCACCGUCUGCAAGGACUCCAGAAGUGAAUGAGGGAGGAGGGGCUGAUCUGAGAGCACUGGGUGACGGGUGAGAGGAGGCAGAGAUCAGGCUUGCCCUAUGGGAGGCUGUAGGUCGCUGGAGGCAGUGAGCACAUCUGGGAUACGGCUGUGCACAGGCCUGUCCACUGACUUUGGAGGCUUCACUAGGGCCACAGGAGUCUAAGGGAAGAAGUGGGACUGGAGCACAAAGAGAAAGGAGACUAGAACAGAGAAGUCAUAGGCGAGACAAAAAGUCAUGCAAGAUUUUUGCACACAUAAGCAGAAGAGCUUGGGAAUUUAGUGGGAAUAGCCAGGGCAAAAUAAACUGAAAGUAAAAAAAAAAAAAAAAAAGUUUUGGCUCUCAAAAAUAAAAUCCUUAACUGUGUAAUCUAAUGUGAAUAUAAGAAAUUUGUUUUGGGGUGCCUGGGUGGCUCAGUCAGUUAAGUCAUGAUGCGGGGGGUCCUGGGAUUGAGCCCCACACUGGGCUCCCUGCUCAGAGGGGAGUCUGCUCCUCCCUCUCCCUCCGUCCCUCUCCCGCUGCUUGUGCUCUCUCUUUUUCUCUCUCUCUGUUAAAUAAAUAAAUAAAAUAUUUAAAUUUUUUUUGUUUUAUCAUCUGUAUCAUUUUAUUUAUUUAUUUAUUUUUAUUUAUUUAUUUAUUUAUUCAUGAGAGUCAGAGAGAGAGAGAGAGAGGCAGAGGCAGAGAGAGAAGCAGGCUCCCCGCCUAGCAGGGAGCCCGAUGCGGGACUCGAUCCCAGGACCCUGAGAUCAUGACCUGAGCUGGAGGCAGAUGCCCAACCAUCUGAGCCACCCAGGCGCCCUCAUCUGUAUCAUUUUAAACAGUGGUAAAUAUAAUUCAUAUUUUGUAAAAAUUUGGUCUUGUUGGGGCUAAGGAUGGUUACUAGGCAUUUAUUUUCUAUUUGUCACAGUUGAGAACUAUAGAGCAGCAAAAAUAGAGGGGUCUAUAUAAAAACUACAUGUGUGAGUUGAUACACUAAAAUCUGGACGGCACGGAUAUCAAGCAAAUACUUUUUCAAAAAGGCACAGCUGAAACCACAUACUUGAAACCAGUUCUUUGGGCUCUAAGCAUCGUUAAAGGAUAGUUACUAAAUUUUUUAAAUUAGUAAUACAUUCACACAGUUCAAAAAUAUAAAAAGGUCUAUAGUGCAAGGACUUACUCACACAAGCACAAAAUGUAACCACUUUUUAAAAAAAGAUUUAUUUAUUUGAGAGAGAAUCCCAAGCAGACUCCACUCUGAGUGCAGAGCCCUGCUGGUGUGGGGCUCCAUCCCACAACCCUGAGAUCAUGACCUGAGCCGAAAUCAAGAGUCAGACACUCAACCAACUGAGCCACCCAGGCGCCCCAACCAUUUUUGUUAGCUACUUUUUUUUCCCCCCUUCAGGAAUAGCUGGUCCCAGAAGGCCCAGCCACUCUUGUCAAGAUUAAAAUUACUCUUAGUUGGUCCCAUACAUGGAUGGGACAUAGUGACCAAAUGUCGGGAUGGUAGGGGAAGUCUAAGGUGACAGGACAAGCAGCUGGCUCCUGCCCAUGUUACAUCUUCUGGACCCACUGAAUGAGGUGCUGAUCCCCCCUCCCCGUCUAGACAAUUCUAUCCCUUUCCCCAUGUCAGCAGCGCCCUGGUGCCUGUAACAGUGAGGAAUAUAACCCUUAACGCUCAUCAUGGCUCUGUGGAUCCUCCCGUUUUCCCCAUGGGUCUUGGGCACACAGAAGGCAUUUAUACUCUUGCCUUCUGAACCUGGGCUCUCUGAGUGGGUUUUCUCUCCUGAAAGGAAAAGCAGCCUGCUCCCAGCUCCACCCCCAGAAUAGUGAAAAUUAACAUUUGAUCGGUCUCAUAUAACUGUGUAGACAAAUAGCAAAAAGAUAUCACUCCUGAUUCAUAAGACGCUGAAAACAAGUUUAAAAAUUAGGCAGAAAUAGUUGGAGACAGAAAAUAAAGGCAUUUUCUCAGUCUCCUUACGCAACCUUGAAUGAGUUGAUACUAAGAUAUCACUGAGUACAAAACAAGAAUGUUCUUUCCUUGGCAUAGCCCCCAUAGCAGGACAGACCUUCCCACACUCCCUUUACUUCAUAUUUAGAUGAUGUCACCAGCUGUCUAACUGGUCUUGUUCCAAACCAUUCUGCACAUAGCUGCCCGGAUAAUCUUUCUCAACAUCUAUAACCACCUAUCCUCACUGGGUAAAAGAGAAGCAUUCAACAGGACAGUUUCUUCUUCCAAAAAGGACUGUACUGUAAUUUGUGUGGUAGUCACCAGUUGCUUCCAUCUGCUUGGGGGUCUUUUCCUUUGGGAAGUUUCCCGUCCUCCAGUCCAUGUGUUCCAGGAGGGCUGCUGGGCAAGGCACAGGAUAAGCUGGGUCCAAGUCUCUCCCGACAGUGAGACUCUUGAGUAAGGUCCAUGAGGUUAAAAGGCCACUGGUACAGAUUGCCUGGAUGGCCCAGCUGUGGAGAGCAGGUCCGCAAGCUCUGCUGCUAGACCCUCAGUGGUACCCCGUCCCUGUGCAUCUCAAGGCCUGCUUCUCCAGUUCUGCCUUCAAUUCUGUCCGCUAGCCAAUAUCUUUCCCGUUUUAUUAGUUUCCUAGAGCUGCCAUCACAAAUUCCCACAAACUGGAUAGCUUAAAUAUUUAUUCUUUCACAGUUCUGGAGGCUAGAAGUUCAAAAUCAAGGUGUUAGCUGGGCCAUGGAUUCUAGGGAAGAACCCUUCCUUGCCUCGUCUGGUGGCUUAAAUAUAUCAUAUCGUUUAUACUAAAUUUCUAAAGUAUUUUAAAGUAAAUUACUACCCAGAAAACAACACCGAUUAAGACCAGACUCCUUAAUAUAUCCGCCUAGGUUCUUCUCAGAGUAACCCUCGCUUCAUCUCUGCUGUUCCUCCCCCAACACACACAGACAUAUGUACGAACUAUACUCCACACCAGACACACCAAGCUGCUCCCUGCUCCUAGAAGUUGGCAGCCAUCGCCACUUCUCAGGCCUUUCCACGUGCUGCUUCUUGCCCCUACUUCUCCAUCUGACUAACCUCUUCUCUUCCUUCAAGUCCCACUUGAGCUAUCUCCUCUUCAUACUCCUCUGGGAGCCCCUUCCUUCCCAGCCCUGCGGAUCUGGCCACUCCCUCAUCCACAUUCUAGUGGCAUCUAGUGCAGAUCUCUCCAUCUGUACGUUCACAGUGAUACUGGGCUCGCAACUAUCAUCUGUGUCCCUCGCUGGACAGCGCACGUCAUAAGAACCACAAUUCAUUGUUUUCCGACCUCUAUUAUAGCACACCAGGCACAUAGUAGGUACUUAGCAGAUAGGUGUUGAAUAAAACAAAAGUGAAGGUCCUAGAACAUUUCAUUUCUCACCUCUUCUGCCAAGGAAAAGCAGAGACCUUCCUCACUGUUCUUAGCAAAUGCUUUGCUCAAAGACAAAUCUGUUGCUUACAUAUUGUUCUUUCUAGACAAGUGAUUCUCAAAAUGUCAUAAGACACCAAAGUUCUUCAUGUUGUUUCAUAACACUUUUUUUUUAAAGAUUUUAUUUAUUUAUUUGAGAGAGAGAGAAUGAGAGAGAGCACAUGAGAAUGGGGAGGGUCAGAGGGAGAAGCAGACUCCCCGCCGAGCAGGGAGCCCGAUGCGGGACUCGAUCCCGGGACUCCAGGAUCAUGACCUGAGCCGAAGGCAGUCGCCUAACCAACUGAGCCACCCAGGUGCCCUGUUUCAUAACACUUUUUACCUGGGUUCUAAAAGUUCAUGGAAUUUGGGCAUUUUAAAACUCGACUCAUAUUCAAAGUAAUGGGUAUAGAGAAUUGUUGCAGAUUUUCACAUUAGCACUUCCUAUGACAAUUUGCCUAAUGCUAAGAACCUCUGUUGUGGACAAGCCUUAUUGUAUAAAGCCCUCUGAGGCCACAACCACCUGCACUAACUAGGUUCUGAAAAAUGAAGCUAUGUUUUAAAAGAAAACGACUUUUGGUCUUUCUGGAACCAGAAAAGGAAAUCCUCCAAGACAGUUUUAAUACUGCGUUUUAAGAGUAGAAUCAGAAAUGCACGAUGAGUAAAAGGCUACUUUUCUCAUCAGAUAAAUUGGCAUUAGAUUUCCAUUAUAGACCAUCCAUGACCUUCUUCCGGAAGAAUAAUCAUCAUCAAUGAUAUUAUAUUUAGCUUCCCUUGAAAGUAAAACAGCCCUGCUCCCUUACCGAGUUUCUGUGAAGAACUUUAAAAUGCAUGCGAAAAUAUUUUGUAAACGAUAACAUCCUGUCUGUAUGUAAGGUCUACAACGACCACUCUAUGACUACUAAUAUCAGGAGCAGUAGUAGUACUUACUACCAGUACUGUGGUUCCUGCUGCCGUUUCUACUACCACUAACAACAACAAUAAAGCACCAACUAAUUUCUAUUCAGUUUAGUUGCUUUCUCAUUUUAGGCUAAUAACUUGAUAUCACACAUAGGCCCCUAAAAAGUGAAAUUUGGGCUUAUAAAAAGAGAGCAAAGAAAGAUGGCCAUCUAAAUAUGCCAGGCAACAGUUCAACAUACAUUCGAGAUCAUUUUCUAACACAGAGACCUUUAGAUCUAGAUUAUCAAGAUUUCUUGUUCUUUAAAUGAAUCUUAAUAUAUUAAGAAAUAAGAAUUAAUAAGCAAUAAACAGUCCUUCCUAAAUAAUCCUAUAACUAACAGUUAUACCAUAUGCCAUCACAGUUAACUUUGUUGUUUGUUUUCCUUUAAAUAAAUGCCUUGAAUGUUAAAUAGCUUAGAAUGUAGCUAUUAUGGUCGUCCAAAAUAUUACUUACUUGGCAAAUUACCUCAAACUAUUUUCUGAAUAAACACUUUACAGGAGCAAAGAGUUUUCACCUUAACCUACCAUCAUUCCUAUGUGGAGAGAGAGAUUGAAUGCCAGGUUUCUUGAAUCCCUAAGCCUCAAAAAUCUAAAUAAUAGAAUCUGUUUCAAGAGGAGAAAUCAGUGUCUUAAAAGAAUAACUUAUUUACCAAAUUUUAUUAAAAUGUUCAGGUAAUUAGCAAUGCCUAUUUUUGAUUUUUCACAAUCUUGAUUUUAACAAAUAUUACUAAUAGUAAAUAUUAUUAAUAGUCAAAUAACUACUAAAACUCUUCUAUACAGCAAGUGAAAGUGAUGGGAUAUAUGAGGGGUGCGUGGUUAGCUCAGUCAGUAGAACAAGCAACUUGAUCUCGGGGUCAUGAGUUCAAGUUCCACCUUGGGUUUGGAGAUUAAAUUUAAAAAAAAAUUUUUUAAUGGUAUAUAUGAGGGACACCUGUGUGGCUCAGUCGGUUAAGUGUCUGCCUUCAGCUCAGGUCAUGAUCCCAGAGUCCUGGGAUCGAGUCCCUCUUGGGCUCCCUGCUCAGCGGGGAGCCUGUUUCUCCCUCUGCCUGCCACUCCCCCUGCUUGUGCUGUUUCUUUCUCUCUCUCUCUCUCUCUGACAAAUAAAUAAAAAUCUUUUAAAAAAUGAUAAAUGAUAUAUAUGAGAUAUGUAGCAACUAUUUAACACAUUUUCAUCUAAAAUGUAAUUAUUUGAAAGCUCACUGCACCUCAACACUUUUUCAUUGUAAAAAUCUUGUGGAGCCUAUGAAAAUACUUCUAGCCACACACACAUACAUACAUUCAUAUAUAUGUAGGAGUACACAUGCAUUCAUAUGUACAUAUGUGUUAACAUACAUAUAUGAUGCAGUAUUUAGGCCAGAUUCAUAAGGUGUUCUACAAUCUUCUAUCCAAAGUAAAGGAGUAUAAAUACUUUUCCCAGAUCAUUUUUAAGGGAAGCAAUGUGCUUUUUGAAACAGGGCCUUGCCAUCUUCCUGGGUUUUGGAAGAAAAACCUAUUGUCACUUGCCCUUGAAAAAGAAACACGUAUCUAUUUCCACCACCAAUGUUAAAACUGAUAUCAAGUUCACAUGUUGCAUCUAGCAUCUUUCAUCUAAGUAGGUCAAAAAUUUUGAAUCCAAGAAGACAAUGGGGAACU
This is a messenger RNA of Mirounga angustirostris (Northern elephant seal), 13063 nucleotides long. Its product is annotated as aldehyde oxidase 2-like. Gene Ontology annotation, molecular function: iron ion binding; aldehyde oxidase activity; FAD binding. The record is from RefSeq and is a predicted model, not a curated record. Lineage: Eukaryota; Metazoa; Chordata; Mammalia; Carnivora; Phocidae.